GGGGGGAAGACGGGCCUUCUUUGAGCCGGAAGAGGAAAUGGUACUUUAAGCGUUCAUGGCCGCGCUCUUAGCAACGCGGAGACCGGUGUAGCGAAAGAGGUUUUCGCGGAGGGGCUGAAGGCUUCCUCUCUGCUUCCGAGAGAUGGCGGAGAAGUUCGACUCCCUGGAGGAGCACUUGGAAAAGUUCGUGGAAAACAUCCGGCAGCUGGGCAUCAUUGUCAGCGACUUCCAGCCUAGCAGCCAAGCGGGACUCAGCCAGAAACUGAAUUUUAUGGUUACAGGCUUGCAAGAUAUUGACAAGUGCCGACAACAGCUUCAUGAUAUCAGUGUGCCUUUGGAAGUCUUUGAAUAUAUAGAUCAAGGUCGUAAUCCCCAAUUAUAUACUAAAGAAUGCUUGGAAAGAGCUCUAGCCAAAAACGAACAAGUGAAAGGUAAAAUUGAUACUAUGAAGAAAUUCAAAAGCCUAUUGAUUCAGGAACUGACUAAAGUGUUCCCAGAGGACAUGGCUAAGUACAAAGCUAUUCGGAGUGAAGAUCCUUCUCCAUAAUUAUAUUUUCACUUGUCCUGUACUUUCUUCCAGACUCUGGUGAUAUAUUUAUAUGAUAAUAAUUGACAGCUUGAGAAGUGAAGAUGUGUUCAACUAAAAUACUGAUUAAAUAUUGUAUCUCUUG
Messenger RNA from Ahaetulla prasina, 671 nucleotides. It is a transcript of the gene MED10, whose product is annotated as mediator complex subunit 10. The transcript has 4 exons. Gene Ontology annotation, cellular component: mediator complex; chromatin. Gene Ontology annotation, molecular function: transcription coregulator activity. The record is from RefSeq and is a predicted model, not a curated record. NCBI's taxonomy places the organism in Eukaryota, Metazoa, Chordata, Lepidosauria, Squamata, Colubridae. The coding region runs from base 143 to 547 and encodes 134 amino acids. Gene Ontology annotation, biological process: positive regulation of transcription by RNA polymerase II.